AAAAACAAACUCCGGUAUCCGGAAAUUAACGAUCCCGUGAUGUUAGGGGCGUGCUAGCCUAGCAUCGGAAUGACUAAAGCGGCUUGCUCGGUUUGAAAACUAAAAACUUGUCCAGCUGUUGUUGUCAGCUCGAGGUCGAAGCUCCGUCACCGUCUACCUGACAUGAGGUCAGCGGGGUCUGUCGGAGGGUGUAUCCCUCCGCACCAGCGGCGUUAACACACGGGAUGUGAAAGCCUCUUCUCACGGGACCGACCUAACGGGAUGCCGCUCGGUUAGCUCAGAUUUAUGCGAGCUCGUUGUCAAAGUUGGAGAGUUAUGGCGCGGUUGGUGUUGGAGCAAUUGUCAGAUUUCGGGGACUAUAGCGGCGGUAAAGGGCUGACCGGCGACCAGCUCACGGACAGUCUGUCAGACGUCCGCCUGAGCCCAGAUGGACGUCACAUCCAUGUCAUCCUCCGCAAACCUAAGGUCGGUCUUGUGACUUUUGACAAGCACGAAAGACCCCAGCUGUCCCAGAACCAGAAGAAACUGGAUUUGUGUUUGACAAGAACUGUGCCUAUUGUGGAUAUUUUAUAUCUGGACCAUAAUAAUAAUAAUAAUAACAGCAGCAGUAGUAGUAGUAGAGAUGCAGCAGCAGUGGCAGUGGUGUAUGAGGAUGGAAAAGCUGAGUUUUGGAGAUUUCAGGAGUGCAAAGCAGGCUGGCAUCUCCUGCAAACAUCAGACUUGUGCAACAGCCCCCGAGCAAGAGUGGUGUCCGUGUGCGUCUGUGACAAUCUUAUCAUCUGGUGUGAGGAGAGGCCGCCCUCAGAGAGCUCCCCUGCCUUCAGCUCCACAAGGAAUAAGCUGAGAUACUGUGUUUGCAGACGUGACUUUGAGGUGGAGGAGGGGGCCGUCAGCAUGGGGGGAGUGAAAAUCUCCCUCCACAACAAUCCUAAAUUCACCGUGGUCAGCUCGGGUGAAUACGUGCAUCUUCUCCCUGACUUGAAAGUGAAGCCGCCGUUGAGCAUCUCCAGUUUUUUUCUCUCCUGGUCCCUCCGCCAUGACUCCUUCACAAUCAGCACCACGUGUAAGAACGCUCCCUUAAAAAGGCUUUCGUCUAAAGAGUCCGACUUUAAGAAGCUGCUGACGGACUGUUUGGGAUAUUUAUCCACUCUGGAACCUCCUCAGAUCUACGACUUUUCCCCGACAGCCUGUGGAGGCCUGCUGCUGCUCCUCAGCACGGGCUGGGUGUGUCUUCUCCAGAAAGACGGGAUGCUGCGGCAGGUGUACAAACUGGCGGACAACUGCUUGGUAAAAGUCGGUGCUCACACUAGCCUCAGCCUGUACGAGAACACCCUGGCGCUGCUGGUGGGACAAAACUUGCAUCUGAUUGACGUGAACUGUGGCAGGGAGCUGGCAAAGAUCGCGCUGAAGAGAGAGGGGUUGCUAUAUGUGAACCGGGCUGAAAGACAAACGCCUCACGUGCUCUCAGAAACUGGAGUUUUUGUGGUAGUGAACAAGGAGACGGACUACAGAGACUGCAACUCUAAGAUGAAGCCUCCUGGUUGCACUGCAGUGGAGAGUAUUCAUCCUGGUGCCCUCCUGGUAGAGGCGGUCUUUGAGGAGGCCUGUAAAUACUACCAGCAGAGGAGCCUGAGCAGCACCCAGCUCACUGUGGACGCCCUAAAGAAAGGAGGGAGAUUCCAGGCCCCCAUCUCUUUAGCCUCCAUCCUCAGGAACUACCUCAGCACGGGGUCGGGGCAGAAAGGAGCAGAGCUGUCCAAGAACGGAGGAGUUGGAUGUACAGCAGGGCAAGAUAAGUUAAUGUGCUCUCUGGAGGCUGAGCUCAAGGCUCUGGUCUCUCUGGAGGAGGUGAAGGGCAGUUUAGUGAGGGGAAGUGUGAAAGAGGUGGAGGCGGCGUGUGAUAGUCUAGUUGAGAAAGAGGUAACUAGGUUGCUGUCGUCCUCGGAGCUGGAUAAAGAGGCUCUGCUUUACCUCAACUCUAUCUUCAACACCUUCCCCCACCAGGGGUGGAGGGCGGUGCAGGCUGCCCUUCAGCUACACUACAACGGGGAGGGCUCUCUGUCCAGCAGGGCUCCCCCUGACAUUUGGAAAACUGUCCUCAGUCCUGUUGUCACACCCAGCACCCAAGCAAGCUCCCUCACAUUCACAAACGGAAGGCCAAAACAUAAUCACAGCCUCAAAGGCGAUCACAUCGCCAACUGCAAAACCAAACCUACAAGCUCCGUUCCCCCAGCAGCCCUGCCCGUGUUUGAGCUCCUCUGCCACUCGGUUUUCCACUUCCAGCCCAGCUGGCUGCCCCAGUUCCUCGAGCUUGCACAACAGCGGCAAGGCUCAGCCGGCCUGGGCCUGAGUCUGGCCUCUUCGUCCUGGAGCUUCUCAGGUGGGCGAGGAGGUGAGGGCGGGGAGAAGAAUGUGCCGCUCUACAAACGAGCCCUGUGCGUCUUGUCCAGCCUGAGCCCAGACAGAGACCAGCAUCAGGACCUGGAGGUGGAGCUGCUGCUGGUCAGUGGACGGCCCAACGCCAUCCUCCAAGCACUGAGGAUCCUCAUGGCUAAACAGCAGUGGGAGCGGGUCACGCAAGUGGCCCAGAAGUUCUGCAAGCAGAGUCCACUGCUCAACAAGGAGAUUUUCACUACUCUGCUGUGUGAGGUGGCCCAGCACAGAGACCUGGACCCCUACCUGGAGCUGCUGUGGGUGCUGUGCCCAGAGGACCUCACUGUCACCACUAUUCUCAACUUAGUGCUGAAAAACCUCCCGUCUCCUAACACCUCCUCUUCAUCCUCAACCUCCUCCUCCUCCUCCUUCUGCACGUCCAGCACAGUCUCCUCACCCCCUGCUCCCUUUGCAGACUCCCAGAGCAGCCAGUUGACCAUCGGGCUGUUGAAACCUCUGCUGAGAAAAGUCCUUCAGAGGGAGACCAAGCCUAGCCAGCGUUACGCCGACAUCCUGCAAUCGCCAUCGUUCCCCCCUCCUGCACCUCCUCGCCAGCCGAGGGCCGUCACAGAUCCCAGCACAGACUCAGGCGUAGAAACACCUGAACAGCGGUUGUCUACACACACAGCUGUCCCACAGACCAGGGUGGCACUACCUGCUAACCCAGUGUGAUUGAACAAACGCUCAGAAUAGAGAAUAAAACCUCAAUGCACGAAAUUUAGAAGCUGUGUGCGUGUGUGUCGACAAUCAAACAGAAUAAUAUCAGUAUCUUAAGGUAGCAUCAGUGUGGUGAGGUUAAUUGUGGUAUUUGAUGGUGUUUUUAAAAGAAAGGGGUAAUGUCGGAUAAAGUAUGACUACUAGAAACUAUGAAACGACUACUGAAGAUCUUACCAGUGUAAAUACUGCGGGUAAUUUUAAGUCUUAAUGUGUAUAUAAUGUAUCUGCAUUGUUAUUUAUCUCUUAAGCCUUAACAGCAUGUGGAUGAGAAUGUCAUUGCAUUGAAUAAGCUUCGCCUUUAUCAGAAUAGCAUCAGUAAGUGACAGUAUAUUGUGUUAACGCGCAAUAUAUGUAUAUCUGUUCGGUCAAAAUCAAAGCCACUAACUCCCGUUUUUGGGGUUCAUCGUAUCUGUAUGCGUAGAACAUUCUGUGUCUUUGCCUUUAGAGUAAGAAGUCUGCUAAUUGUAGCCAAGUAUAGCUGCCUUUAAGUCGUUGAUGUCAAAGUGUUUUCGUGCAGUGGGUAAUCCACUGAUCCUUAUCCAGACAAGCUGGCCUGUGUUUGAAUGUUUGUUUUAAGUGUGAUAUGGUUUCAAAGAGGAGGAGGAGGAGGAGGAGGAAGCGGAGGGAGGGGGUGUCAAAGGUUCCUUUACUGACUUCUUGUUUUGUACUUAACAUGUUAUGUCUAAGUGCUUAAAUAUUAACUAUGUAUAGGUUUCUAUGGGAUCAACCAGACCAUGUAACGUCUGUAAACCAAACUUAAAACCGCCCUUUGCUCCCAUUUUCCCCAUACGUCUCACUGGACUCCAUCUUGUCCUCGCAGCUCGACUCACAGGACAUUCCAGACCAAAUACCCAGUAAAAGUGACUCACAGUUCGACUUGAAAUUCAAUUUCGGAAGUAAUUCUGUUAGUAUCCCAGUGUGGGUUGGGCACAUUGUGACUAACAUAGGCGCCCUGCUGCUUGCACAAGGUCCUGUACAUCUCCCUUCAUGGACCCAGGGAGGAUAAUGUUAUUAGAGAUGUUAGGCUCUCUGUAUUCUUGUCCCUGUUAGUUUUUUCCAUGCUCUGAAACUGAUUGCACUUUUAUAUAUCACCCCAGUCAGUAUUGUUUAUACCAUGCCAUUGAUGCAUCUGUUUAGAUGAAUGUUUUCUGAUUAGAGUGCUGCAAACAAAAGUAUACUUAAGUGCCGGUUGUCUUGAUGCCUUCGUUAAUGCUUUCUGUUGGAGCAGCCUGUAUAAUUUGUUAAAGUGUUUUUGGGGGUUUUUUGUGCGUAAUGUGGAGCCCUCUAAAACAAAAUGAGAUUGCAGCAAUCUUUGUAAGACAGCUGAAAUGAUAACCCGUGUCUGGGUGAAGCAGAGAGAAGAGAAACUCUUGUGACAUGCCAUUAGUGCUGAGUGACAAUCAGACUCCAAAAUGCUGCAGAACGAUCAGAGUGCCUUUCACAGACCCGCUCUUCAUUUACAGGGUAGUGUCACAUUCCUGCUGCCUCUACAGAGGCAGAUGAGAGGAUACGUUCUGAGUUUGUACUGUUGUUUUUUUAUUGUUUUAUGUGGCUAACAGAACUUGUCCUGCACAAUCAGAGGCCAUUUUAAUAACAUUUUAAUUUCAGUAUCAAACACAGCUGACUUCUCACUCUGAUUGGUAUAUUAAUAUUGUCAAUCCAAGCUCUGUACACUUGAACAAGCACAACAUAAUCUGCAAACGAUCAGUUUGCUGUUCCAGAGUCACUGGGAACUCCCUGACUUCCCCAGACAGGCCACUCAGCCUGAUAUUAAUCUAACUUUGCUUUUGGUUUCGGUUAACAAAUAGGAAAUGCUCCUGGACUUUGUUAACUUUUGGUGAUGCUGUCCUUUUUGAAGCAGUAUUUCAAAAAAAGACAAGAUGUAUACAAGUAUUUAUGAACAGAUGCUGUAUGCCAUUAAACUGAAGAUGAAACUUCUGUUUGCUCACCCCGAGUUUUACUUGUGAAGUUAUUUCGAAUUUGUUGUGGUGUUGUUUUUAAUUGGAUUACAUCGUGUUCCUGUGACAUCCCUCCCUGAUACAUGUCAAAUAACGAUACAUGUAUCUGUCAGCUAACUUGUCUACCAGUGUCACCUAUGUGCCAAGUUCCCACAGAUAGCUGUAUUUCUGGUUUGUUCAGCUCUAUCAGCGUAUUCCAUUCACCCAAUGCACAACAACAGGUCUAGCUGACAGAUCACGCACUAUUCAAAGUGAAACAACUAAAAUGUCAAGGCCAGUGUACUCUUUUAUGUUUAUUCAUUCAGUUUUUUUGUUUUUUUUUACAGCAGAAUCAGUCAAACUUGAACAAAAGCGCUGAUAUAAGAGCUUAGUUAUGCCAAUAUUUGAGGUCUUGUUCACACAGUUCAUUCAUAUGAUCCACUGCCCCAUUUCUGAGUUCCACCAUGACCUUUCCACAGACAAAUCUACUUAGAGCUGCAGCGUUACGUGUGUGUAUGCGAUGCAGUGCAUGGAUUUGAGUGUGUAAAUGCACUAAUGUUUCAUGCUCAGGGCCCAUAAAGAGGAA
Molecule: messenger RNA, 5673 nt
Organism: Larimichthys crocea (large yellow croaker)
Lineage: Eukaryota; Metazoa; Chordata; Actinopteri; Sciaenidae
Gene: hps6
Product: HPS6 biogenesis of lysosomal organelles complex 2 subunit 3
Exons: 1
Coding region: 286-3105 (939 amino acids)
Biological process (GO): protein localization to membrane; organelle organization; lysosome localization
Cellular component (GO): lysosomal membrane; BLOC-2 complex
Source: RefSeq, a predicted model, not a curated record